Molecule: messenger RNA, 399 nt
Organism: Syngnathus typhle (broad-nosed pipefish)
Lineage: Eukaryota; Metazoa; Chordata; Actinopteri; Syngnathiformes; Syngnathidae
Product: intraflagellar transport protein 20 homolog
Exons: 1
Coding region: 1-399 (132 amino acids)
Biological process (GO): intraciliary transport; centrosome localization; protein localization to cilium
Cellular component (GO): intraciliary transport particle B; centrosome; cilium
Source: RefSeq, a predicted model, not a curated record
AUGGCCAAAGAUGCAUUGGCAGAGGCGGGCUGUUAUUUUGAUGAACUCAACAAACUACGUGCACUCGACCCAGACGUCAGCCAAAAGACGUCGGAGCUCAGAGAAGACUGCAAAGAUUUUUGGGACAAAAUUGUACAGUUUUUGAAGAUUAUCGGAGGGCUUAUGGACUUGGUGGAUGAGUUGGCAAAUGAGACAGAGCGAGAAAAGUUGAAGGCUCUUGGAACGAGAAACCUGCUGAAGUUUGUGGCAAACCAAAGGGAGGCCCAGCAGCAGCAACUUUUAGCUCUUAUUACAGAAAAGAUGAUGCAACUUAAGCGAUAUCGUGUUGAGUAUGAGACCCUUUUGAAAGUAGAAGCAGAACAAAAUGAAUUUAUUAAUCAAUAUAUUUUGCAGAAGUGA